Molecule: messenger RNA, 702 nt
Organism: Letharia columbiana
Lineage: Eukaryota; Fungi; Ascomycota; Lecanoromycetes; Lecanorales; Parmeliaceae
Exons: 1
Coding region: 1-702 (233 amino acids)
Molecular function (GO): nucleic acid binding
Source: RefSeq, a predicted model, not a curated record
AUGUCGGACAAAGAGGACUGCAGCCCAUGGGAGCAGCAAAGAACCUUCGGCGCUGGAGUUAAGAGGAGGAGAAUUGAUUUCGUGGCCGCAGCAGCAGCUCCCACGCAGGCUAUACAACUGGCACGUCGAACCACCCCCUCUAUCUCUCCUGGAGACCGGUAUCUAAAUAUUGUCUUCAAAAAUGGUGCGUCCACCGAGGACCAUGAUUCCACUUCCACCGAGGUCUUUAAACCCGGGAGAAGUGCUACACAACUGCAACCUGACCUGAAAGGACCUUUCUGUGAGAUCUGCAAUCUCCCAAUAGAUGCCAUAGGAGACCCGACAUCCACAGUGUCCACGAAUCACGAGUCCACUAUAGCUCACAUGGUCUGCUUGACUCAUUCGCAUCCACCGUCACAUUUGGAUCGUAGUCGACAAGGGCUCAAGUACCUCUCAUCCUAUGGCUGGGAUCCGGACAGCAGACAAGGAUUGGGCGCAACAGGUAAAGGCGUAAGGGCGCCCAUCAAAGCCAAAGUAAAGAACGAUACUGUGGGACUAGGCGCGAAGACAAAGGGAAACAAAAAGCCCCCAGGCGCGAAGGUAGAGAGAAUGGAUGCGAAGCAAGUUCGGAAGAUGGAUAUGGAGGAUAGGAGAAAGCGGGAAAGGCUGCGGGAGAUGUUUUACAGAAAUGACGACGUGGAAAAGUAUCUCGGUGGUGGAUGA